AUGACCAGAAAUAACAUUAUUAGUUUGGAUGUUGCCAUCAUCGGCGGAGGCAUCGCUGGCUUGGCGACAGCAAUCGCUCUUCGUCGGGCAGGACAUCAAGUGACGGUCUACGAAAAGUCGAGGUUCUCCAACGAAGUCGGGGCUGCAAUUCACUGCGCACCGAAUGCUACCAGGGUCCUUGAAUGGUUGGGCUUUGAUUUUAUCAAAGCUAAUGCCGUUAAGAAUGUUUGGAGCCAUCUUGGAGAUGGAAAAACCGGUGAAGCUCUCCGGUCGAACAGCCUGGCGCAUAUCGAGAGCCAGUACAUGUACCCUUGGUAUUUCUUCCAUCGUGUCGACUUGCACAAUGGGCUCAAAGACCUUGCUUUUGGUGAAGUUGGGCAAGGGAUUCCAGCGGUAUUAAAGCUUCAAAGCCGAUUAGCCUCAGUGAAUGCGACGGAUACCUCUCUGAACUUUGAGGAUGGCUCGGUCGUGAGUGCAGAUCUGAUCAUCGGCGCGGAUGGUGUGCAUUCUACACUUGUCAAAUGGGUGGUGCAAGAUGAGGUCUCGGCUUACGACACUGGACAUUCGGCAUUUCGAUUUCUUGUGCCUGUGCAGAGCCUGUUGGAAGAUCCCGAAACGAGGUGGCUCGUUGUGGAUAAGCCUAGCACCAUGAAUAUCUUCAAGAUCGAUGACCGUCGACUGGUUGCGUACCCUUGCAGGAACGGUGAGCUCAUGAAUUUUGUGUGUAUACAUCCAGAUGGCAAUUCCAAGGAAUCCAAGGAAGAGUGGAACGUGUCCGCCGACUCCGAUCGAUUGGCCAAAGCAUAUUCUAUGUUUCAUAGCUCGCUUCGGGCACUGUGCAGACAUUCUGAAGACCUUGAGGACCUUAAGCUCUGGAAGCUAUUGUACAGACCACCUAUAAAAACCUGGACAAGAGGCAAAUGCACUCUUAUAGGGGAUGCCGCUCACCCCAUGUUGCCACACCAAGGACAAGGUGGAGGCAUGUCUAUCGAGGAUGCCGGUGCCCUGGGAGUGCUGUUCUCCAACAUUGAUUCGAAGGCCUCCAUACCAGCACGCUUACAAAUGUUCCAAUCCGUGAGAUAUAACCGUGCUUCAGCAGUGCAAAUCUUCUCCAACUUUGGACAAGAUGAAGCCACGAUGAUGGCGGCCGAAGCAGCAAAGUACGGCUUCAGAAAAGUUCCCACGACGCAGAUGGAAUUCCACCAGUUCCUCUAUUCGUAUAAUGUCCUUGAAGAUACAAAAGCUCGAGUCAGCAAAGAGUUUUUUGGCACGCACUAA
Molecule: messenger RNA, 1278 nt
Organism: Exophiala aquamarina CBS 119918
Lineage: Eukaryota; Fungi; Ascomycota; Eurotiomycetes; Chaetothyriales; Herpotrichiellaceae
Exons: 10
Coding region: 1-1278 (425 amino acids)
Molecular function (GO): FAD binding; monooxygenase activity
Source: RefSeq, a predicted model, not a curated record